UAUUAUGUAUAAAAAGUAAGAGUACACAUCAAUUAGCAGCAGAGCUGGCCUGGCCUACCAUCCAAAUGAAGUUCUCUAUUGUGAUUGCUUCCCUUCUUGGAGUUUUCCUGGCUCCUGCUCUUGCCAACUAUAACAUGGAGAACAACUUUAAUGGGCAGCCCAGUGAAAACUCAAGCCACUCUGAGAUCAGGCACAGCACCAACCCAAGGGAUGGGUCUGAGCCCUGGAAAACCAUCUGGGACUUCAAGACUGGCUACGUUGCAACCAAGGUGUUUUCAAAGAACACCUGCAUCAUUGCAACAACCAGCAAGAGGUUUUGGCUUGGCAAACAUCUGCCUACACCACCUCCAGGAGAGAGACUUGGGCCUUACCAAUUGCCACCCAGAGAGAAUCGCUUCAUUAUCUCCAGGAACAGACUCCAAAGCUUGAGCCCGUAUGGAAAACGCAUCCAAGCCCUGUGCAGAGGAAUUCCCUCCUACCUCGCUUACCCAGCUCCUGGAUCGAACUUUUUAAGAGGAUCAAACUUUUCAUCAGGAUCCAACUUCUCAGAGCGAGACAUUUCAUGAUUGAAAUUUAAGAUCAAUUAACUGCCUGUUUUUUACUGUGGUUACUCCUGACAAAGUUUGCAGAAGAAAAUUCAUAGAACUGUGUACCAUAAGUAAGAUUUUUCUCCUUGAUAAUCUUCACUUGAUCAUAUUUUCAAUCAUUUAUCUUUCUUCUGCUCUGUGUGGAAGCUGUUGAGUUUCAA
Molecule: messenger RNA, 748 nt
Organism: Oenanthe melanoleuca
Lineage: Eukaryota; Metazoa; Chordata; Aves; Passeriformes; Muscicapidae
Product: gastrokine-1-like
Exons: 6
Coding region: 66-566 (166 amino acids)
Biological process (GO): regulation of cell population proliferation
Source: RefSeq, a predicted model, not a curated record